Molecule: messenger RNA, 522 nt
Organism: Stegodyphus dumicola
Lineage: Eukaryota; Metazoa; Arthropoda; Arachnida; Araneae; Eresidae
Source: RefSeq, a predicted model, not a curated record
AUGGGCAUAUACAGGGAAAUACCUAACAGUACUACAGGGGUAUCACCUUUCCAACUAUUGUAUGGUAGACCCCCACAAGGACCGUUAUCUAUUUUAAAAUCUACAUGGUUAGGGGAGCAUGACGAAUUAAAAUUCGAUCUGAAGCCAAUUCAUAAAUAUUUGCAAGAUUUGAAGGAGCGGUUGAAACGUGCUGCUGAGCAAGCUGAUCUUACGAGUGAAAUCCAACAAGGUAGGAUGGCGCAGUAUUAUAAUUUGCGCUCUUCGAGUAAAACUUUUGAAAUAGGAGAUAGGGUUGUAGUCCUCAUACCUGAUUCAAGCAACAGGUUAUAUGCUCGUUGGCAGGGUCCUGCAGUGAUAAAGGAAAGGAAAAAACCCACACUCUUUUUUAGUAGAAUUGGCUGACGGGAGCAUUAAGCAUGUACAUCAAAAUAAAAUAAGGAAAUUCAUUGUGCGGUCAAAUGCAAUCAAUGUAAUGUUUGACGGGGAAGAGUUCGGGGAGGUAGACAAUAUUCCCUCUACUUU